AUGCCUCCAUUGCAGGGCGAAGAGCGAGUGCUGACAGUUUUCGCCGACAUCCAUUACUACUUUACAGCUCCUAGCCCUAAGCCUUUGCAUCAUCGGUUUGAUAAAGGCUCGUACCUUUAUCUCUACUACAAUGCCGCCCAACAUAAGAUACGGAUUGAAGUAGCCAAUAAUCCCAGUGCCCCCGAGCAGGACUCAUUCAAUGGAUCUCUGGAUCGGGUUCAUGUCCGCCACUCAACUAGGUUUCCGACCCUAUGUACACUCACAGUGGACGGACAGUCCCAAGAACAGCAGGCCUUCCCGCCGCCACCUGGCGCUGGCGCUGGCGCCAAUGCCUACGAAUGGCUAUUACCGAGCGGUGAUCCUCGCGAGACGAGCGACGACCUUUUGCUUCUUCACACGCUGGACAUUUACUUUUGGACGUCGGACGACGCAAACCAGUUUUUAGACUUGACUGAGCGCUGUCUUUCCCGCUCCCAGAUCGAGUCAGACCGUCGUCCUUUUCCGCCUCCACCGCAAACUACGGCCACGAGUACGGUCGUACAACAGCUAGAAAAUGUAGCCAUUACCGACCCCGCGUACCAGAACGGACAAACCCGGAAUUCUCAAUCCGAAGUGCCUGUCGCAAACCCGGUCCCUACUUUCCAAUCAAUGAUAGCGCCUGGCUCUCUCCCCCCUCCGCCUCCGCUCAACGGACCUCCGUCAUCAAACGCCGGGCGAGCUUCCUCGAUCGAUGAACAGAAAGACCCGGCUCAGUUCACCCCUCUCCCAUACAACCCUGCCGCGCCAGCCGCCCCCGAACCGAUUCAGCACCGCGAGAAAACUCCCCCACCACUCGACGGUGCCGAUGGAACCGGGCUUGCAGCUGCCGUAGCAGCCGACAACGGUGUCCCCUAUAGUCCUCCGUCUCAGCUCUCGGGCGCAGGAAACUUCGCACCCCCUCCUCCUCCUGCUACCCAAGGAUUAUCUUUCUCGAUGCCGGGGAGCUACGCCUCACCACCCCCAAGCGCAGGGCUCACUCACUCCGGUUCAUUCUCCUCUCGAUCCUCCAUACAGAGCCCACCUGGAAUUCCGUCCUAUACACCCUCAUUCGUCUCCGGCACCAACCAAGCUGUCAAUGCACCACCUGUCCAGACGAUGUCUUUCGCGCCUCCUCCCAAAGACCCCAAUGCGCAUCUUUAUGGUCAAACGCAGAACAUUUACGCGGCGCAGCCUCAAACCCAACCGACCUCCCCCCCACCUCCGGUAGGUGGUUACUCGAAUUACUCUUACGACCAAGCACCAAGACGUCAAUCUACGAACAGCGAGUAUGACAUCCAUAAACAGUUUUAUAGGCCCACAGAAGCAGAGGCUUCCUCUCACCAUCAAAAAUAUGCACAUCAAGCUAUGCAGAACCCCGGGCAACGGCCUCGGAAGUUGGAGGACAGCGCCUCGCGAGUCGAGAGUGGCGUAAAUAGAUUCUUGAAAAAGUUGGAGAAGAAGCUGUGA
Molecule: messenger RNA, 1485 nt
Organism: Aspergillus melleus
Lineage: Eukaryota; Fungi; Ascomycota; Eurotiomycetes; Eurotiales; Aspergillaceae
Exons: 3
Coding region: 1-1485 (494 amino acids)
Source: RefSeq, a predicted model, not a curated record